AUGAGCCUUUCUGCAACAGAGCAACCUCCGGUGCAUGGAGGUACUGAUGCUACAGUGUUGCCCACCGCUAUCGAUUACUCGAUGUUCACGAGUUCAGGCAACUGGCCGUUCGCCUCUGCUUGGCAGAAUUUCUUGAUGGAAGAGGCUAUACAGCCUCUACCGUCAACGGCCGUUAAUACCUUGCAUGACGGUCAUAACGCAUGGGAUGCAUUGCCUGCACUACCCAAUAUGUGGGACAAGCCGGAUGCUAGAAGUCCAACAAUGAUGGACUCCCAGCACGCCAGUCUCGCGAGUCCUGGGUCCUGCACCAGUGGAUCAAGUGAGACACCCGCUGUCUUGGCCGGGGGAAUUCGAGCUACAGCCGCAUUUGACAAUUCAUUCUGGAAUUCGAUCGUCAUGCCCGAUGGCCACUCCCAGGGCAGGGCACUCUCAGAAUUCCUCUUCGCCCCCAAAAUCACCCAGUCGCUCCCAUUCCUCCCUCAAUAA
Molecule: messenger RNA, 486 nt
Organism: Penicillium cataractarum
Lineage: Eukaryota; Fungi; Ascomycota; Eurotiomycetes; Eurotiales; Aspergillaceae
Exons: 1
Coding region: 1-486 (161 amino acids)
Source: RefSeq, a predicted model, not a curated record